GCUGGAAUUUACAAAGGACAGGAGGCUCUUUGGUGGCUAGGAGUUCGUAUCUAUAAUUCCUCUCUUUAUGCUUUCUAGCGACACGGGAGUCCCUGUCCUAACAAAGUUUCCCUCCUUUACUUUUUCGCAGUAGUCAGAAUUGUAAGGUGCACCACGGACUUGUUGAUGGUGAAUGCACUUCUUCAGAAUGGUUGCAACCAACAACUUAAACAAUAAAAAUUCUGAACUGAUACAGCAGCGAUUUCAGCAGCUAUCCUUUUCUGACUUUGACUAUUGGGAUUUUGUAGCGCCUGAACCCAACUUUAAUGAGACGGUGUUUGAGGAACAAACGUGUCAGAAUCUAAUUAGAAUGCUGGAGAACUGCCUCUCUAAAUCAAAACAAACUAGACUGCAUUGCUCAAGGGUCUUAGUCCCUGAGAAAUUAACUCGGAGGAUAGCUCAAGAUGUCUUGCGUCUCUCUUCUACGGAGCCUUGUGGUUUGCGGGGCUGCAUUAUUCAUGUCAACUUGGAAACUGGAAAUGUAUGUAAAAGGCUGGAUAAGAUUGUUUGUGACCCCAGCGUCAUUCCUACUUUUGAGUUGACACUGGUGUUCAAGCAAGACAAUUGCUCAUGGCCCAGCUUCAGGAGUUUAUUCCCCAGAGUUUGUUUUACUUCUAGCUAUAAGCAGACUCUGAUCUUGAGCCCUGGGUUUCGUCUAAUUAAGAAAAAAUUAUACUCCUUGAUUGGGACAGUAGUUGAAGAAUGCUGAAAAGGGGCACUAAAAAGUGUACUGGAAAAGAGAGCUGAGCUUGCAGCCCUUAGAAAUAGAAGGGAUAUUUGCACAAUAAGCCAUCGAUGGUUUCAAAACUGUCUGGUGCUAUGUUAGAAUAAGGAGUGCAGCUCCUUGAUACUUGAAACAUUCCUUGGUUAGCAAAGAUAUGGCACGCCCAAUAGCCAUGAUUGCUAUUUAUUGCUAGCAGUUGAGCUAGAUGGUUUGGCAUUCUUUGAUAUUUAUUUUUAAUAUGAGUUUCCUGGAUUCACAUUGUUUUGAAUCCAAUUUGGGGAAAAUUUCUCAUAAGCUUUCAAGAAACAAACUAGUCUCUAGAACUAAAUGGAUCAAAGAGGUAGGAAUGAUGCUUGCAAAAUGCUGCUCAUAGCUGCAUUGGCACUAUCAAAUAAAAGAGACAGGUCAUAGGAUAAUUAUGAGAGAUUUUGGAGCUGUUGUUGCUUUUUCAAGGUCAUCUUCUUAACUAACAAGAUUUGUCAUAAUUCCAUUCAGAAGCCUUACCCUGGCUUCCUGCAACCUGGUAUCUUCUUGAUGUAUUGCCUCUACAUCUAUUGGCAUGCACACCCAGCAUGACCAAAGGCUGGAAAUUUUAAGUCUCAAUAUUUGUAAGGAAUACCAGUUUGAAGAAAGUCAGCUUACUUGCCAUGAUAAAGUUGCCUUCCAAGCUAAAACAUUUUCAGGAAGCUAGCUUACCCAAAUAAUCAUGAACAAUUGUAUACACUCAGUUUUAUAAAUACAAUAAUGCUGAAGUCUACACAAAGCACUUCAUGUACAUUUGGCCUUGAACCAUUUGUGUUGUUUUGUAGUCAGUUAUGCUAUAUUUUAGUUAGCAUGCCCAAUUUGGGAGGUAAAAGCAGUGUAUGGAUUUUUUGCCAAUUAUAAGUGAAGAGCAAUAAUCUAGAAUCCACUUGUCCAGUUGAUAGUCGUAGAUGAUGUCAGAAGCCAUUGCUUCACCAUAAACUUUGAAGCUCUUAUUAAACUGAUUCCCACAAAGAAUCAAUGAAAUACGACUCCUUCAGUGAUUUUUGGCUGAGUUAUGGAAAAGAUUAAGAUAAGAUAAGAAAGGUUUGAGUAUCCAGCCUUCUAGACACAUACAUACACUGCAGAUAUCCAUAAUCCAAGAAGCAAACUGUAUAAUUCUUAGCAUAGUCAUACACAAAUCUAGAUGAAUUCUCACUUCAGCAGGAUUGGAACAAGUCCCAGACCUUGUUUAUUUUGAUACGACAUUGCAAAGCUGGGCAUCCUAAUUCUUCUCAAACUGGUGCCAUUAGAUAGAUAGGGGACCACAAUUUCCAGAAUUUCAAGCUUUUUUUCCUGGUGCCUAUGAAUUAUGAGAAGUAUAGUCUCAUUCUUUCUGGAGAGUGCUAUCUUGGAGAAGGCUGCUCUAGAUCCCCAGCUAACUUCUCUUUGUAGUAAUAAAUAUAUAAAUUGAAUACCCACUACUGACCUUUUAGGAAAAUCUGUAAGGAUUGCAAAAGAUGAGGAAUUAGCAUAAAGUUUUCAUGGGUGGUGACAAAUAAUAAUAGUGCAUAUCCAUUCUAAGAGAAACAAAGCAUCUUUUUUUCCCAUAAUAUCUCAAUGGAGACCAGGCUCUAAAUUGUACAAGCAGCGAGAAAUGAGGGUCGGAAGAUGAAAACGCCACUGAAUUUUUGUUUGGAUUUUGUGCAGUAGAUCUUGCAUCUAGCCUUGUAUACAGCGAAGUGGAAAGGAUAGAUAAGUCGAGCUACUCUUGUGAAACUAUCUUUUCUUUAAAUUAAUUUUAAUAAACUCUUUAAAUUAGGAUAAACCGAUACAUAAAGGAGGUAAGUUACUUUUGGAAUUUAAUAUUUGAAGGAUAAAAACAUACCUAGCCUAAUGCAGAUGUGUGGGGGAGGGGAUGCCUCUUAAGAUGCAGAAGACUAUGAAUUAUAUUUAGCUGACUUUAAACUUGAAAGUUGUGCACUUCUCUCUGCCAGUCAACUGAGACUAUGUUGUCCUGGCCUUAGAUCUUUACGAACUAGUCUUUCUGUGUUAUAGCCCUUCCACAGCAUGAAUUCUCCUUGCAUUUGGAUUCAUCAAGAUUAGGAGACCUUCCCUAGCAGACUCAGGAGACAGAUAGAGGCAAGGAAUAAUAA
Messenger RNA from Pseudonaja textilis, 2880 nucleotides. It is a transcript of the gene DDIT4L, whose product is annotated as DNA damage inducible transcript 4 like. The record is from RefSeq and is a predicted model, not a curated record. Gene Ontology annotation, biological process: negative regulation of signal transduction. Gene Ontology annotation, cellular component: cytoplasm. NCBI's taxonomy places the organism in Eukaryota, Metazoa, Chordata, Lepidosauria, Squamata, Elapidae.